AUGUCUUGCAGAAGGGCUACACCCUCCUUGACCAGGCGAGACAUUUUCUUGCAAGGUCAAUUGCCUGAUUGGCUUGUGCGUCUGGCAAUUCGUAUGUUAUGCCGCCAAAGAUUGCGCGAGAUCGACCUAGGCUCAUUUGAAGCCAAUCAUGCUGCGAAAAUGGAUUGGAUCGAGCAAGUGCGGGCCAGGAGCUCUAUCGCUGAUCUCACUCAUAAAGCUAAUGAACAACACUACGAGGUCCCGACUGAGUUCAUGCUGCGUUGUCUUGGCCCAAAUGCAAAGUACUCCUCCUGCUUGUACCCGAUGGGAGAUGAAUCUCUGGAAACAGCCGAAUUGCUUAUGCUGGAGAGCUACUGUGAAAAGGCUCAGCUGAGAGACGGCAUAGAAAUCCUUGAUCUCGGAUGUGGGUGGGGCAGCCUCACGCUGUACCUUGCUGCGAAGUACCCGAAGGCACACAUUACCGCCUUGUCCAAUUCUGCUACGCAGAAGGCCUACAUCGACUCUAAAGCCAAGGCAAGGGAUUUGCACAAUGUACAUGUCAUCACGGCGGACAUAAACGAGUUCAAUUUCCCUGAUUCUAAGCAGUUUGAUCGAAUUAUGUCUGUCGAAAUGCUCGAGCACAUGAAAAAUUACAAAAUGCUGAUGGCCAAGGUCGCUUCUUGGCUGAAACCGCACUUGGAUGCGCUUUUCUUUGUGCAUAUAUUCUGUCACAGAACAACACCAUAUCAUUUCGAGGAGGGUGAUGGCUGGAUGGCGAAGAAUUUCUUUUCUGGGGGAACGAUGCCGUCGCAUGAUCUUCUGUUAUACUUCCAAGACGACCUCACCCUUGUACGCAGCUGGUAUUUGAACGGGCGGCAUUACGCUAAGACAUGCGAAGACUGGCUCAAGCUUCAGGACUUGCACGAAUCAGGUAGUAUCGCGCUACUCGAGGUGGACGCCGAGAGCAAGGGAAUACAAGCGGGAGAAGGUAGGAAGGCGUUCUACCGAUGGAGAGUGUUCUACAUGGCGUGCGCAGAGCUGUUUGCCAUGAACAAUGGACAAGAGUGGGGCGUCGGCCACUAUUUAUUCAAGAGGAAGUAG
This is a messenger RNA of Postia placenta MAD-698-R-SB12, 1080 nucleotides long. RefSeq lists its product as hypothetical. Lineage: Eukaryota; Fungi; Basidiomycota; Agaricomycetes; Polyporales; Adustoporiaceae. The record is from RefSeq and is a predicted model, not a curated record. The transcript is spliced from 10 exons. The coding region runs from base 1 to 1080 and encodes 359 amino acids.